AUGGUGCGACAUGGGCUGCCCCCAGGUAGAUUGUUUUCAGAACCCGUCACUACGAUGAGAUACACAGCGCAAGACGACGCUGGCAACAUGGCCACGUGCUCAUUCGACAUACAUGUAAAGGUAAUCCGCUGCACCCCACCCCCUCCGAGAGUGAACAACGGCUACAGGAUAUGUCACCUGGGUACGGAUUACCGCCUCGGCAGUGACUGCAGGUACGGGUGUUACGAGGGUUACGAGCUAACCGGAGCUUCGUCCAAAACCAUCAAAUGUCUCGACAGCGGACGCUGGUCCGGCAGCUUUCCAACGUGUAAAAAGCUGAGUUGUCGACGCUUACCUGAACUAUCAGGUAUGACCAAACACUGUACCGAUGGGUCUAAGGUUCGCAGUAUCUGUACGUACAGCUGCACCCAGCCUGGCUACGACAUCCUGCCAGGCAGGAGACGAGCCUUCGUGUGUCAAGCCAACAAGAGAUGGAGUGGAGACCCGUCAAGUGUGACGUGUAAAGAUAUGGAACCUCCAAAGUUUAAGCGAGUCUUAAAUGCCAUAGCGUUUGCAGACAAAGGCUCUACCUCCACAACAGUCGAGUUCAUGGAUCCUCCUGAAGUGGAAGAUAACUCCUCUCCAGCAAAUAUUAUUCCUGUACAGGUCAAAGGUCAAAAAUCAAAGACAAGAUUCAGUGUGGGAGUUCACCUGAUUGAAUUUCACGCUGUCGAUGGUGCUGGAAACAAGGCCAAGCCUUUGAAGUUUAAGAUUAUUGUUAAAGAGUUGGUGUGUCACACACUGUACCGAACAGCCUACCAGACUGUGAUCUGUGAGGAGGGAUACAGAUAUGGAUCGCCGUGCUACUUCUUCUGUGAUGACAAUUUUGCUCUCGUAGGAACCGCCAAUGUGACGUGCGAGAGGAUGGGAAGUCAUCCGUAUCUUUAUGGAGCCUGGACGUUUGGCAGCAGGCACCCUUCUUGCAUAUUACAAAAGAAGUGUCCGCCACUUCGGGCUCCAGACAAUGGUGCGAUGGUGUGUGACACGUGGUUUGGCGGCCAGUUCUGUCAGUUCAUGUGUAGAAAUGGUAUAGACAUUCCCAGGACGUUUAAAGAAUAUCAGCUCUUUCAUUGCGGCAAUACCGGUAUCUGGAACUUAAACAAAUGCUUGGCUGACAAAAUACCAAACUGUGUCAAUCCAUGUGAUAAAGGAUCAUUCCAUGACGUAACAAACAGCACGUGCAAUUUGUGUGCAAAAGGCGAGUAUCAGGACACAGAAGGACAGACCACGUGUUUACAGUGUCCGUCUGGCCACACGACUGCCGGGAAAGGAGCAGCCGACAUCAGCUCUUGUCAAGAGGCAUGCGCGGCUGGUUCUGUAUCUAGGACUGGAAUCUCCCCGUACACUCCAUGUGAACUGAGCACGUACCAACCACAAGUAGGUCAGAGCACGUGUAGGCGGUGCGCAGGUAGCAUGACCACCAUCUCGCAGGGAGCGGUCAGUGUAUCAGAAUGUGCAGAAUUUGACCUUGAGCUGGAACCGUCUAAUACAUCAGUUGCACAGGCAUCUCUGGAGCUGGACAAUCUUGUCCUUGGUGAUUCAUUUGUGAUGAGCUGGUGGCUGCGGAUUUUAUAUUCAAACGAGACAAGGCUCCUGACUGUCCUGGGAGAGACGCACGUCGAUUGGCUGUUGGUGACGGUGAAUGAUUCAUCUUGUAUCACAGUUAACAGGUAUAGAGUGAUGAGACAUCUCUCCAGUGGAAUCGAGCUUCACAAUCUAAUGACCUGUGAUUUGAUAGUUCUAAAACUUAGUACAAGAGAUUCAUUUGUUGGGUCAGUUUCCCAGUUCAACAUUUGGUCAGGCAGUGAGAUGCUGCCACAACAACCAACAUGCAGGAGUGGCAAAUCUGGAGACAAACUAUCGUGGAGGAAAUUUGUAAAUGCCAACCUAACAGAGUCUGCAGUAAGUCUUCCCGGUGAAUGUGAUGAUUUUGAUAACUGUGCCAGUAAUCCCUGCCACCAUGGUAACUGCACAGAUGGGCUGCACUCGUUUGAUUGUGAGUGUUACCAUGGCUAUGAAGGAACUCGAUGUGAGACCAACAUUGACGAUUGUCUAGAGAAUGUGUGUGAACAUAACGGAACCUGUGUCGAUCAAGCUGGAGGCUUCUCGUGUAACUGUACUGACCUAUUUACUGGAGACCUGUGUGAGAUAGCUGUUGUACAUGGUGGGUGGGCUGACUGGGAGGACUGGUCGACGUGCAGCGUGUCCUGUGGUCAAGGUGUGAGGACCAGAAAGCGAUCCUGUACCAAUCCGACUCCAGACAACGGGGGACGAGAGUGUGACAGUUUGGACACCGAACAAGAAGUCUGCAACGAGACCGUGUGCCCAGUUUGCAAAGAAAUAUCAGCCCCGGCUAACGGGUCCGUAUUGUGUGAGAACUCGACGACUUUCAUCAACUGCACCAUGGACUGUGACGAGGGUUACCUCCCAGACAUAGAACCGCUCAGUUCGUACUACUGUGGGGAACAAACCGGUCACAUCUGGAACUUCGAGACCGAACAGAAUCCUCACAGACGACUUCCUUUCUGCUCAAAGACUCACAACCCUGAGACGUUGUCUGCCACUUACAACAUCAAAUACAGAAACCUCCGCUGUGGCAAAAACGAGGCUGCCAUGUCCAUUGUGCGAGAUCACGUGACGCGCUUGCUUCAGUCAGACGUCACCUGUGUGACAGACGCAAAAUGUGACAUCGAUGACGUCAGUGUCGGAUGUUCUGUGUCGAUGCGAGAAAAGCGAGAUGUCUCGGAAGAAAGCAUGGGCUUCACUGUAACUCUCAGGAACAAUGGUGAUGGUCCUGAGAGUGGUGUUGUACUGGAGUCAGCUAUGCAUGCUCUUCAAGACCAUGCUCAAGUGGGGAGUUUCACGGUGAACAUCAGUGGAGUCUUGUACCAUGUGGAUGUCAACCAGACAGAUGUGUAUGGAGAUGUCACCUGUCCAGAAGGAAUGGCCAGCUACAGCUAUUUCUGUGUCCCGUGUGGUCACGGCUCAUUCUUAUCUUCUGACCUGUGCAUGCUGUGUGGAUAUGGCACUUAUCAAGACAAGCCUGGACAGACGGCGUGUGACCAGUGUCCAGACGGAUGGACAACAGAUGGCGUGGGUUCCAGGGAUGUGUCCGAUUGUUCAGUUGAGCAACUAUCAACUAAACAUGCCGUUGCCAUAUCACUUUCUGUGAUUGUUGUGUUAGGAACUGUCAUCGUCAUCAUCAUUGUGAUUCUUGUUAGAAGAUUCGGGCGGAAUGCAGCCUACAAAUUGAAUCAACGGUGUACCACAUCGGAUGCACAUGUCGCUACGCCAAUACUGGAGAUGAAUGAAAAGUACAUACAGUACCCAACCACCGUGUCAAGGCAAGACGCGAAACUGAACCGGAACCAGCAUGGGAAGAAAAUUACCCAGCCACUACUCCAAACAAACCUUUAAUAACAGAGUGGUGUCAUCUGCUACCCCUUACACUUCAUGAUCAGAACCCAGAGCAGAUGCUAUAUUACCACCAGCUGACAAAGCAUAAGAGCUCAGAGUGUAUUACUGUUCCUAUGGCAGCACCAGUUUUGUUAAUGGCUGUAUAAACGCCAUCUUCUUAAAUCAAGGCUAAUAUUCAUUCCUCGUAUUCAGCCUUGAUACAUGUCGCCAAGAAA
Molecule: messenger RNA, 3671 nt
Organism: Gigantopelta aegis
Lineage: Eukaryota; Metazoa; Mollusca; Gastropoda; Neomphalida; Peltospiridae
Product: sushi, von Willebrand factor type A, EGF and pentraxin domain-containing protein 1-like
Exons: 21
Coding region: 1-3456 (1151 amino acids)
Molecular function (GO): calcium ion binding
Source: RefSeq, a predicted model, not a curated record